UCAUUCUCCCACUUCCAUGUACUAGAAGAGAAGCACACUCUUGUAUAUACACACAUACAAGCAUAUACGUAUAGAGAGAGAGAAAAGGAGAAUCAUAGUGCUGCAUUUCUAGAGCGAGAGAGAGGCGAAAUGGGUCUUACCGGAGUAACAUUCUUGGUCACUCUGAUGAUGCUGACCGCCGUCACUAUUCCGGCAAAUGGUUGUUCGCCGGCAGACCAAGCAGCAUUAAUGGACUUCAAAGCAGCUCUUAACGAGCCUUAUUUGGGCAUUUUCAACACAUGGACGGGCACCAACUGUUGUCAGGGUUGGAACGGUGUUGGCUGUGACCCGAAUACUCAACGGGUCGCCGACAUUGUUCUUCGGGGCGAAUCGGAAGACCCGAUUUACGAGAAAGCCGGCCGGUCUGGUUACAUGACAGGUUCACUCUCCCCUUCCCUCUGCAAACUCGACGGCCUUACUACCCUCAUCGUCGCCGACUGGAAAGAUAUCUCCGGCGAAAUUCCGGCUUGUCUCACUUCGUUAAAAAAUCUCCGUAUCGUUGAUCUCAUCGGAAACAAAAUCACCGGCCAAAUCCCGGCGAACAUCGCUCAGCUGAGUAAACUCGCUGUCCUUAACCUCGCCGAUAACCAAAUCUCCGGUUCAAUCCCUGGCUCGAUCGUCAAUCUCGGAAAAUUAAUGCACCUUGACCUCAGCAACAAUCAGCUCUCCGGCGAAAUUCCGGCCGAUAUCGGGAAACUCAGCAUGAUGAGCCGAGCACUAUUCAACAAGAACAAACUCACCGGUUCAAUCCCGAACUCAAUCUCCAAACUCUACCGGUUAGCCGAUCUCGAUUUAGCAAUGAACCAAAUUACCGGUUCAAUCCCAGCUCAGCUCGGUUCAAUGCCUGUUCUCUCAACCCUAAACCUAGACUCCAACCAACUCUCCGGUUCAAUUCCCAAUAAUCUACUCAGUAGCCCCGGUUUAAACAUCCUCAACUUAAGUAGAAACUCAUUAGAAGGAUUACUACCCGAUGUUUUUGGUUCAAAAACAUAUUUUACACAUCUCGAUUUAUCGUACAAUAAUCUUAGGGGUUCAAUUCCUAAAUCGUUAGCUUCAGCUAAGUACAUUGGUCAUUUGGAUUUGAGCUACAACCAUCUUUGCGGCCCGAUUCCAAACGGGUCUCCGUUCGAUCAUCUAGAAGCUUCAUCUUUCUCUAACAACGAUUGUUUGUGUGGGUCGCCAUUACGUACUUGUUAAUUUGUUUUUUGAGGGUUUAUGGUUUGUAAUUAAUCGAAUUAUCGGUUGAUUACAUAUAAUUGUAUUUCUCCAUAUUGUAAUGGUAACAUCAUUCUCUUAGUGUGCUUAGCUUAAUUACUGAAAGUGUAAACUCAUAAAUUAUUGCUAAGCAACGGUUAUGAGCUCGAAUCAUGCAUGUACGUGAAAAUGUGUAAAAGUUUCCACGAAAAAUAUCAAAGAAAAUUGUAUGCUUUUAUUAGUA
Molecule: messenger RNA, 1477 nt
Organism: Nicotiana attenuata
Lineage: Eukaryota; Viridiplantae; Streptophyta; Magnoliopsida; Solanales; Solanaceae
Product: DNA-damage-repair/toleration protein DRT100-like
Exons: 1
Coding region: 130-1236 (368 amino acids)
Molecular function (GO): protein binding
Source: RefSeq, a predicted model, not a curated record